Mucor mucedo is the source of this 815-nucleotide messenger RNA. RefSeq lists its product as uncharacterized. The coding region runs from base 90 to 656 and encodes 188 amino acids. The record is from RefSeq and is a predicted model, not a curated record. The transcript is spliced from 2 exons. Lineage: Eukaryota; Fungi; Mucoromycota; Mucoromycetes; Mucorales; Mucoraceae.
UUUUUUUUUUUUAUUUAUUAAAGAAAAAAACUGUUAUCACACACAUAUAUACACACAUAUACAUAAACAUCUAAAUACUUCUAAAUAACAUGGACAUUCAAAGUUUGCUAUGUAAUACAAACCAAUCAUUGGAAAUUAGUACUACUAAAUCACCAACAUACAAACAAAUUCAUGAACGUCAGUCAUCUUGGUCGUCAUAUUCUUCAUCGCCUGACAGCCCAAUGAGUUUAUCUAGUAACUCCUCAUUAUUUUACUCAAUUCCAUCUUCACCGGAAAUUGAUUCUCCCUCACCACCUUCACCUACUCGCGGCACUCGUCCAACCAACCAGACGCGUACACCAUGGUCCAGUGACGAAGAUAUUCUAUUACAACAAGGUUACUCUCAGGGUUUAUCUUGGGCGAUGAUCUCAACUGUCUAUUUACCUCACCGUUCUCGUGGUUGCUGUUGGGGCCGUUUCAAAACCUUGCAAUCCAAGUCAUUAGAUCAAAGAGAAUGGACGGAUGCUGAAGAUCGACUUCUUAUGCUUGCUAUCAAGAAGAACUCCAGAUUGUUUAAACAGGCUUGGAAAACUGUUGCUCAAGAUAUGGGAAACCGCAAUUGGAAAGAAUGUGAGCAACGCUCUAUCUCAAAGGCAUCACUAUCGUUUUAUUCAUGAAUUAACGAACCUUAUGCAUUUUUUCCUUUCCCCCCUUUUUUUAAACACCCCGCAUUACUUUUCUUCUAUGACUAUGUUUCCGAUACCUUCUUUAAAAAAUCCACAUGAAUAUGCCCUGGUGGGCCACACAUUUUGACGUUACUUGUAAUUAUCAAAAAA